Xyrauchen texanus (razorback sucker) is the source of this 1320-nucleotide messenger RNA. RefSeq names its product cholecystokinin receptor-like. The record is from RefSeq and is a predicted model, not a curated record. The transcript is spliced from 5 exons. Gene Ontology annotation, cellular component: membrane. Bases 1 to 1320 code for a protein of 439 amino acids. NCBI's taxonomy places the organism in Eukaryota, Metazoa, Chordata, Actinopteri, Cypriniformes, Catostomidae. Gene Ontology annotation, molecular function: gastrin receptor activity; neuropeptide receptor activity. Gene Ontology annotation, biological process: neuropeptide signaling pathway.
AUGGAUUUACAAACGUUUAAUGAAACGGCUGGGAUUUGGGCAUGUCUCCAGCUUCAGAACGUGACCGCAAACGGGAGUCUGGAGGUUCUCAACGGCACCUGCGAAGACGCGCUUCUGCUGCCCAAGACAGAACCUCCGCGACCCAAAGAACUGGAUUCGCUACGAAUAAUUCUGUACGCCAUAAUUUUCCUGCUGAGUGUGUUUGGCAAUCUGCUCAUCAUCGUGGUUUUGGUGGUGAAUAAGCGGAUGUGGACGGUCACCAACUUAUUCCUCCUCUCCCUUGCCUUCAGUGACCUUAUGAUGGCUGUGUUUUGCAUUCCCUUCACUCUCAUACCCAACCUGCUGGAGGAUUUCAUCUUUGGAGCUGCCAUGUGCAAGAUUGUAGCCUAUCUCAUGGGUAGUUCAGUGUGCAUAUCCACUUUCAGUCUGGUGGCUAUAGCCAUUGAGAGGUACAGUGCGAUUUGCAACCCGCUGAAGUCGCGGGCAUGGCAGACCCGCUCCCAUGCCUACAAAGUCAUCGCUUUGACUUGGGUUUUGUCCUUCCUCAUUAUGACACCCUAUCCCAUCUUCAGCACCCUCGUCAAGUUAACUAAACCCAACAACAUCACGGCUCACAUGUGUCGCCAUGACUGGCCGAAGAGUGAGGUGGAAAAAGCAUGGUGUAUUCUGUUGCUAUUUGUUCUAUUUUUUAUUCCUGGAGUUGUGAUGAUCAUCGCUUAUGGGCUCAUUUCUCGAGAGCUCUACCGUGGAAUACAGUUUGAAUUGGAACAGAAGAAGGGACAGUGUGGAAUGAAAAAUGGCAUCAGUGCCACUGGCUUAUCUAGGAGCGCUGACGGAGAUGGCUGCUAUAUCCAGUUGUCCAAGCAACCUAACUCCAUGGAGAUGUCAGCCCUCACGCCAAUCAGCUCUGCAAAGGUGGACCGACCCCGCAGCAACACUUCAGAGGCCAAACUAAUGGCCAAGAAGCGUGUAAUCCGUAUGCUCAUUGUCAUCGUGGCCAUGUUCUUCAUCUGCUGGAUGCCCCUAUACUCCGUUAACACCUGGAAAGCUUUCGACCUUCCAUCAGCCCACAGAGCUCUCUCAGGGGCCCCUAUCUCUUUCAUCCACCUGCUGUCUUACACUUCUGCCUGCGUCAACCCCAUAAUCUACUGCUUUAUGAAUAAGCGCUUUCGCAAAGUGCUUCUCACAACCUUUUCAUGGUGCUGCUGCUGGUCCUGCCGCAGUAGGGUCUUCAGAGAGGGUGAUGAUGAGGUCACUGGUACUGGUGCGUCCAUGUCCAAGUUCAACUAUACCACUGUAAGCACCAUGGGGACAUGCUAA